Molecule: messenger RNA, 1451 nt
Organism: Leptonychotes weddellii (Weddell seal)
Lineage: Eukaryota; Metazoa; Chordata; Mammalia; Carnivora; Phocidae
Source: RefSeq, a predicted model, not a curated record
UUGCUUGCACGGUUGCAGCCCAUGCGAUCUGAGCGGACGGAGAUGCGGAAACGGCAGAUGCCUGCAGCCCAGGAGACCACGGACUCCACGCCAGGCCAGCCCGGGGCGGGGGACCGCGGGUCCAACACCUGCUGCUUCUGCUGGUGCUGCUGCUGCAGCUGUUCCUGUCUUACUGUUAGAAACCAAAAAGAACAGAGACCCAGGAGGCCCUCCCAUGAACUCAGACGAGAAGAGCUUCCAACCUGUGAAGAAAGCCCAAGUCCCACUCUGGAGGAGGUCAACGCCUGGGCUCAGUCCUUCGACAAGGUAAUGCUUACUCCAGCGGGAAGGAAUGCUUUCCGGGAAUUCCUCCGGACAGAAUUCAGUGAAGAAAAUAUGCUUUUCUGGAUGGCAUGUGAGGAACUGAAAAAAGAAGCUAAUAAAACCAUCAUUGAAGAGAAAGCAAGGAUAAUCUAUGAAGACUACAUUUCUAUUCUUUCUCCUAAAGAGGUCAGCUUGGACUCCCGAGUAAGAGAAGUCAUCAACAGGAACAUGGUGGAGCCAUCCCAACACAUAUUUGAUGAUGCACAACUCCAGAUCUAUACCUUAAUGCACAGAGACUCCUAUCCCCGGUUCAUGAACUCUGCCCUCUACAAAGAUCUGCUUCAGUCCUUAGCUGAGAAAUCGGUUGAAGCAUAGGAUGUUAUCAAAUAUAUUUAUUAUUAAUAAAAUAAUAAAAGAACUGAUGGACUACAUCUAGUACAGGGAACUUAGAGGUAGUAGUACCUUCUGCUAGAGUAAUACUUGGGCUGUUUUAGUAAACAGAUGCUUGCUUUUACAGAAGACUAUAUAUUCACAAUGUAAACAGUGGCCACCUGUAGUGAUACUUUUGAAAAAAAAAAACAGGGUAUGGCUGUCUUAGAAAAAGAUAGGAUAUUUACAUUUACGGUCACCGGAGCAUGUUGUCAAUGGCAAAGGACACUCUAGAAGACUCUACUGCCUGGGGCGUGCACGUCCUCUGGAGCCAACCAGACCGCCUUUGUUUUGCAUGAGUGCAGUUAUCUGAUGACUCUCCUCCCAAGGAAAAGGCGUUCAAGUGUUUCUUAGCUACUCCUUCCUUCCGUCCAGCUGUUUUGAGUAUUUUGCUUCUCAGUGCCACCACAGGACCCAAAUUCCCAUUUUAUAAAGAUGUGUCACCACUACUCAUAAAAAUGGAAUUUCACUUUUAUCUUAGAAUCCGUGUAUGUAUGUGCACGUGUGUCUGUAACGGUUAAUGAAAGUCCUGUGCUCUUAAGUGGAUCGGUCGCACCUGUUUGGUAAGAGAAGUAGUGUUUAGAAAAUUCUUUUGUUGAAAAGUUAGCAUGAUUUUAUUAUCAGAAUCUGCCAACCUAAAGAAUGAAUUUUUAAUUCACAACUUAGUCGCGUUCGUAACAGAACUUUCAAAUGAGCAUAUUUCCAUUUUUAUUAUUCAA